AUGGACAGGUUCAUGGCUGAGGUGUCUAACAGGGGAAUAGUUCCUAGCUCCUACCACAAUCAGUUCGAGCAGUUCUUACCCCAGAAGGUGUCGCGCAUGUGGCCCCGGCUGGGGCGACUCGAGAAGUUCAUUGCGGGCAUCACGUUCAUGUCCAUGUUGAAGGCUCUUUGCAUGGCGGGCAACAUUCUGGUUCAGAUCAGCCCAUACCAUCAGGUGCAGCGCUGGGAGGAGGAGCGCUGCACAGGUGAUGCCGAUGCAGCACCCUAUGUCUCGAUCGCUUUCGGUGGCUGGCAGUGGUGCUACUAUGGUCUCUUCGCAUUUGUCGUGACCAAAAGGAGCGGGUUCCUGAUACUGGUGCACUCGAACUGCCUCGGGGCAGUCUUGGGCACCUACUACUCCAUCACCUUCUAUCGAAACUGCAAGCAUGACCAUUCCUUGGGCGGCCUGUACCGAUACAUGAGCGCUGUCAUUAUGCUGGUGCUGUUUCAGCUUUGCUCCUUGGCCGUGCUUCCGAUCGAGCGGGCGUUGUUCCUCACAGGCUUGAUUUCUUCCUUCUGCAGCUUCAUUGGUGCCAUCUCCAUCUUGGUCAGCCUCCCCCUCGUCAUCCGGACGCGAGAUAGCAGCUCCAUUCCGGUCCCGCUCGUGACGGCAAACAUGAUUAGUUCUUUGGUAUGGUGCAUUUGCGGCUGGAUGCUGGAUGAUCCCCUCAUUGCGGCACCCAACAUCGUGGGAUUUAUCUCCUGUGGGAUCUGCCUCUUCUGCAAGCACCUGUAUCCAUCUGCGGAUGCGUGGUCCGUGAACAAGCGGCGCGACCCAGUCCGAGACACCCCACUGUCGCCCAGCUCCAUCAGCAACCGCCGCACCGCUCAGGCCCGUGCCGUCAAGUCGAUCUCGUACCAGUCCUGCGACACGGGUGGCACCUUCUGA
Molecule: messenger RNA, 927 nt
Organism: Symbiodinium natans
Lineage: Eukaryota; Dinophyceae; Suessiales; Symbiodiniaceae
Source: the annotation of a GenBank genome assembly